CGCACUUUCCGUCUGUAUCUCUCUCUCUCUGGAACACAUGAGCUUCUCCUCUCGAAACCUGAACCGCAGCAGCAGCAGCAGAGGCAUCGACCCCCCUCCCCGCACGCACACACGAAAUGGCUACAAUCGUAACCUCGACCAGGUUUACGGACGAGUAUCAGCUUUACGAAGAGCUGGGAAAGGGUGCAUUCUCUGUGGUGCGGAGAUGUGUCAAGAAAUCCAAUGGCCAGGAAUUUGCUGCUAAAAUUAUUAACACAAAGAAACUGUCAGCAAGAGAUCAUCAGAAAUUGGAACGCGAGGCCCGAAUCUGUCGUCUACUCAAACACCCCAAUAUCGUUCGGCUCCAUGAGAGUAUCUCAGAAGAGGGUUUCCAUUACCUGGUCUUUGACCUUGUAACUGGAGGGGAGCUGUUUGAGGACAUCGUCGCCAGAGAGUAUUACAGUGAAGCUGAUGCAAGCCAGUGUAUCAAUCAGAUCUUGGAGAGUGUCAAUCAUAUUCACCAACAUGACAUCGUGCACAGAGACCUCAAGCCUGAGAACUUGCUGUUGGCCAGUAAGAUGAAAGGUGCUGCAGUGAAACUGGCUGAUUUUGGGCUGGCCAUCGAGGUGCAGGGAGACCAGCAGGCCUGGUUUGGUUUUGCCGGCACACCUGGUUAUCUUUCUCCUGAGGUCUUGAGGAAGGACCCUUACGGCAAACCUGUGGAUAUCUGGGCCUGUGGUGUAAUCCUAUACAUUCUACUGGUGGGUUACCCUCCAUUUUGGGAUGAAGAUCAGCACAAGUUAUACCAGCAGAUCAAGGCAGGAGCUUAUGAUUUUCCAUCUCCGGAGUGGGACACGGUCACCCCCGAGGCCAAGAACCUCAUUAACCAAAUGCUGACCAUCAACCCAGCUAAGAGAAUCACUGCAGAGCAGGCCCUCAAGCACCCUUGGGUCUGCCAACGUUCCACUGUGGCGUCCAUGAUGCAUCGCCAGGAGACAGUGGAGUGCUUGCGCAAAUUCAACGCCCGUAGAAAGCUCAAGGGUGCCAUUCUCACUACCAUGCUGGUGUCUAGAAACUUCUCAGUGGGCCGGCAGCAUACCAGCCCUGCUGCUCCCACCACAAGCACUGCUGCGCUUGCACAGGAAGCAUGCAAAAGUUUACUCAACAAAAAGGCUGAUGGUGUCAAGCCCCAGACAAACAACACUAAAAACAGUGUAAUGAGUGCUGUAGUGAAUGCCAUGAAAGAAAGCAACGCAGCCGCCUCUACACCGAUGGAGCCACAAACUACAGUUGUGCACAACCCUGCUGAUGGCCCCAAGAGCUCCACCGAGAGCUGUAACACCAAUGAGGAAGAGGAUAUGAAAGGUAGGAAAGCCGAGAGCACGCAGGGAGCGAGCAGUGACAGUGCCGUGAUGAGUCAGUGCAGUGCCGGGGACGAGCCGCCCGCUCUGGUGGCCUCACCGCAGGGUUCUCCAGCCACUGUCCCCAUGCAUGACGUUAAGCGCUUUGCAUGGAACGGUUCAGGACAUGCAUCAUGUCCGGAGUUAGAGCACACUCAGUCGGACCCCUGCGCUGCAGCCCAUGGGGCUGCUGGUAUCCCUACAGCGAGUGGGGCCGCAGCUCAGUCUCGUAAGCAGGAGAUCAUUAAGAUCACAGAGCAGUUGAUCGAGGCUGUCAACAAUGGAGACUUUGAAGCAUACACAAGAAUCUGUGACCCUGGUCUGACCUCUUUUGAGCCUGAAGCUCUGGGGAACUUGGUGGAGGGGAUGGACUUUCACAAGUUCUACUUUGAGCACUUGUUAAGUAAGAACAACAAGCCUGUUCACACCACUAUCCUGAACCCUCAUGUUCACCUAAUUGGAGAGGACGCUGCCUGCAUCGCAUAUAUCCGGCUGACGCAGUACAUCGACAGCCAAGGCCACCCACGCAGCUGCCAAUCAGAGGAGACCCGCGUGUGGCACCGCCGUGAUGGCAAAUGGCUUAACGUCCACUUCCACUGUUCAGGGGCACCAGCCGCCCCGUUACAGUGAAACACACAAGACAAAGCUUGCCUGGAUUCUCCAGAUGAUGGGAAUGUUUCUUCUUUGUGGCCGGACGGGCACAUGGAGGCCAGCUGGAUGACAGCUCUUAAAAGUUACAGACACACCAGUGAGGAACUCUUGACAACAUCCAGUUCAACUGUCAACACCUAUCCUGUCCAAUCUUUGUCCAAACAGGAGCUGGCUGCGGCCCCGCCCAAGGGACGGUGCAUGUAUCUGACACCCACAUGGGGGUGCUGUUUUGUCCUUCUCCCAUGGAACCAUCUUUUUUUUUAUGCCCGUUAAAGAUGUUCAGAAGGUGUUGUGAGUACUGAUCUAUGAAAUCAUAAAUAUACUGUAUAUUGUAAAAAAAAAAAAAAAAAUAGCUGAACCAGAAGCUACAAUCAAGUUCGAAAAGCAUUUAUGUAAGUAAAACAGGACGGGGUGAGGGUUUUGGGGUGGGUCAACUUAAAAAGUGUCACAAAAAGGACUAGCGUCCAAAAACUGCUAAAGUUUACAGGGUCGUUAUUUGAAUCUUCCAUCUUGUACACUUUGCAGAUUUUGGGGAAUUAAGGGAAUGGGUCGUCUUAAAGUUCAGAAGUUCUUCAUAUCAAAAGGACAAGAACCAAAGUGUAGUUUUAGUCUUUUUAAAUGAGUGUUUCUUUUUUUUGGUGUUGUUUUUUUUAUGUAACCCGUGUCUAAGAGGUUUGUACGACCCAGGUUUUAGAAUUCUUUUGUGUUAAUGUGGAACUCUUCCUUUUUUCUUUUGUCUUGACAACGUAACUGAAAGAAUUUUAUGUUCAAUUUCAGUUUCUAAGGCUAUUUUAUUUUUUAAGUUAAUCUAAAUAAUCGUGUAAAGAUAUAUAGAGAUAAUUAAAUGAGAUACAAUAAAAUAAUGUUCGGCAUCCAGGUUUAGGCAAAAGAUGCUCAGUAAAGUGUUUGUGUGUGGGGGUGUGUCAGAUUAGAACCAAUAUAAAUUUAACCUCCAUGACCUCUCAUACAAAUUUAAUUGAAGACUUUUCACCCGUUAUUAGUUAAAGUAUAAAAGCCAUUAUAUACAGACCAACCAAAUAUCUACCAGUUGAUUAGCCCAACAAUUCCUGUUGACACUUAGUCACAGGAAAUAGUUGUGUACACGCGUACAUGCACACCACAGCCUCUAAAAACAGACUGUGGUGAUAUAAACUCUAUUACCAGUUUUCUAAGCGAACACGAUCUGAUUCAAUUGUUUGGCUGAAUCUUCACUGCCUAUAACAGAUCGAAGCAAAAAGAAAAGUCAUUUUAACGACAUCAUGACGAAUUUAAGUGACGUUAGUUUUCGAAGAUGGAGAUUUGGCCAAAGUUGUGAAUCAGCCUCUUUAAAUUACAGUUUAAAUGAACCCUUCUUACACUUGCACACACACAGAGACAGUUGCACUGUAAAAGUAUGCAGUUAUUAUAGUAAUGUUUGACUUGUCUAAAUCACCCUGUCCUGAGUGUCAAUGUAGUCGUUGAUGUUGGUGACUGGGGUGUAAAAUGACAUGCGUGCUCUGUAAAUACACGUCGUUCGGUUCGUCCAAUCACAAUGAGCAGGUGGGGAAAUCAGCAAACACGUUAUGUCCAGUUGCCAUAGUUGCGUUGUUUAAAAUCAGCGUUUCAAUGUUUGUUCGAUUAAAAGUCACAGAGGUAUGUCUGUCAGUUUUCACCACAAACUAUACACAGGUUCAUGGCACUAUUUAAACGCGGUUUUAAUGUUACUGUUACUUGAUUGUUAGAAGUGAGGGUUUGGUUUUUACGAGUUCUGUCUGUAUUCGCAGUAAUGCUUUUCAUAACUGCUGCGGUUUUGUCUUUAGAUUUUAGUAGUUUAGUUCCAGAGGCAGUAUAUCGUAAAGUGUGUGGAAAACAAAACAAAAGGCAACCUUACCCCCUCUCCCUGGAAUGCGUCAGUCUUUUGUAUGGAGUUCUCGAUCUGUAAAUACAUGUAGUGUUCACGCCUCGUGACAUAUCAGAAUUGUACCUCCGCACGUGUGUAAGUGUGCGCGCGUUUAUCACAUUAACGACAACAUCCUUAAAGUAGUGAUGCCGUCAGAUUAUGUGAUGCCGUUUUCACAUCCGUUUUGUGUCUCGCGCUCUUUCGUUUUUUUUUUUUUUUAUUAUUAUUAUAUUGUUUUCCUUAGUUUGUUUGUGCUAUGGGGAAAUGCUGCCUUACCUGGCCAAACUUAGAACUGCAGCGACUUUUUAUUAUAUAUUUUUUUUUUCAAUCCAUCCAAUUCCAAGAGUUCCUUUUUCUGUACAUGGUUGACAUUUUCAGCUCAAUGAAAAGGAAUGAGAUGGCUACGAGGGCACACUGGUUGUAGACUUAGAGAAAUAAAUAAAUAUCCACCCCAUGAAAGCUUGGUUUGAUUCCAGGGUCAGAACGUGCAAAUUAGUCUUCUGGUCCACCCGUCCAAUAACAGAGAAGUAAAAAUCAAUAAACUGGCAAAUAUGCAUGUCUACUUUUCUUGGUAAAUCUUUUUUCCACUGUCUGUUAACUUAAUUAUAUAUAUAUAUAUAAAAAGGAAAGAAAAUCUCAUAGUAUUUGCAUCUCGACAUGAAAACCACUCCAUUGGAAAUUAUAAGUGACGUACCAUAUUUAAAAUAAAAUUAAAAAAAAGUAGAAAAUAGUGAAAAGAUAUAGAAAACAAAAGCCUCUGCUUGGUAUGCUCCCCUCAUUCUAAGUAAAUCUAUUGCAUUGUAAUGGUAUACUCUUGGGCUUCGUAUGUACUCUAAGUUUAAACAUGGAUGCUGGAUUUUGCAUGAUCAUGCAUUUAAUAAAACCAUGAAAUGGCAACUAUCAAGUGUUUGUCUGAAUGUUAGUAGGUCUUCAUCAUAGCUUCAUUAUUAUUGAAACUUUAUCUGGAAAGUAUUUAAUAAAAAGAUCAUU
This is a messenger RNA of Xyrauchen texanus (razorback sucker), 4899 nucleotides long. RefSeq names its product calcium/calmodulin-dependent protein kinase type II subunit gamma-like. Gene Ontology annotation, molecular function: calcium/calmodulin-dependent protein kinase activity; calmodulin binding; ATP binding. The transcript is spliced from 23 exons. Bases 117 to 2009 code for a protein of 630 amino acids. Gene Ontology annotation, biological process: protein phosphorylation. Gene Ontology annotation, cellular component: cytoplasm; neuron projection. The record is from RefSeq and is a predicted model, not a curated record. Lineage: Eukaryota; Metazoa; Chordata; Actinopteri; Cypriniformes; Catostomidae.